AUGCCCAGCGCCGUGUGGAGCAGCCUGUCCGUGGUGCUGGGGCUGCUGCUCUGGCACCCUGCCGGUGCCAGCGGCCCGUGCUGGGAGAGCAGCAAAUGCCAGGACCUCAGCAGCGAGGCCGGCGUUUCGGCGUGUGCUGCCGCGUGCAGAGCCGACCUCUCUGCCGAGGCGCCCGUGUACCCGGGCAACGGGCACCUGCAGCCCCUCUCCGAGAGCGUCCGCAAGUACGUCAUGAGCCACUUCCGCUGGAACAAGUUCGGGCGGCGGAACAGCAGCGGCGGUGGGGCGGGAGGUGUGGGGGGACACAAACGUGAGGAGCUGGCUGCGGGGGGCAGCCCGGCGCUGGCAGCGGCGCCCGCCGGCCCAGCCGCACGCCGCGAGGAAGAGGAAGGAGCCGGGCCGGAGCGGGAGGAAGGCAAACGCUCUUACUCCAUGGAGCACUUCCGCUGGGGGAAGCCGGUGGGCCGCAAGAGGAGACCCAUCAAGGUUUAUCCCAACGGGGUGGAGGAGGAGUCGGCCGAGAGUUACCCGCUGGAGUUCAGGCGGGACCUCGUGCUCGGCGGCACCGGGGCAGCACCCGAGGAGAGAGAGGAGGAGGAAGAAGAGGAGGAGGAAGAGGAGGAAGGCCAAGAGGAAGAGGAGAAGGCGGCCGGCGGCUCCUUCCAGCUGCGGCGUUUCCGCUGGCGCGCACCCUCCAAGGACAAGCGCUACGGCGGCUUCAUGAGCUCGGAGCACAGCCAGACCCCUCUAGUGACUCUCUUCAAAAACGCCAUCGUCAAAAGCGCCUACAAGAAGGGGCAGUGAGUGGCGGGGGGAAGAGCCCGAGGGGCACUCACCAUCCCCAUCCCCCCCACUGCCACCACCACACC
Colius striatus (speckled mousebird) is the source of this 869-nucleotide messenger RNA. RefSeq names its product proopiomelanocortin (gene POMC). Gene Ontology annotation, cellular component: extracellular region. Bases 1 to 804 code for a protein of 267 amino acids. The transcript has 2 exons. Gene Ontology annotation, molecular function: hormone activity. The record is from RefSeq and is a predicted model, not a curated record. NCBI's taxonomy places the organism in Eukaryota, Metazoa, Chordata, Aves, Coliiformes, Coliidae.